CUCCCGGCCUCAGCGGCGCACGGCCCAGCCCGGCCCAGCGCGGCGAGCGGCGGCUCUCGGGGCGUCGCCUGGAUCCGGCGGCCUGGGCACCGCGGGGAGAGUGAAUGAGAGUUUGCUCCGAUUUACGAGCAGGAGACUUCAACCGUCAUGUUAAGGUAAAGCAGAAAAGUGCAGUGCUGAACAUGCUAAAGAAGUUGGACAAAAUAAGGUUCAGAGGUCACAAGAGAGAUGAGUUCCUUGAUUUAGCAGAGUCUCCAAAUGCUUCUGACACUGAAUGUGGAGAUGAAAUCCCGGUGAAAGUACCUCGAACGUCAACUCGAGACAAUGAAGAGCUGAGAGACCCUGCUGGUCCAGGGACCAUCAUCAUGGCUUCAGGAGUCCAAGAUUUUAGCAGAACGGAGUCUGACAGACUGAAUGAGAUCAAAGGUCACCUGGAAAUAGCCUUAUUGGAAAAACACUUUUUACAGGAGGAACUCAGGAAGCUGAGAGAAGAAACAAACGCUGAAAUGUUAAGGCAGGAGCUAGAAAAGGAACGGCAAAGGAGAUUAGAACUAGAACAAAAAGUCAAUGAAGUACUUAAAGCAAGGACGGAAGAGGUGCCAGCAGCUCAGCAACCUGCAAAGCCUCAGACGCAAGCCAAUGGAACAGAUAAGCGUAGUCACACGGUCUGUUCGAGACUCCAGAAGUGGUUUUGUGACAAAUUUGGCGAGUAUGUUGAGGACUUCAGAUUUCAACCAGAAGAGAAUACAGUGGAAACAGAAGAGCCUCUUAGUGCUAGAAGGUUGACUGAAAAUAUGAGAAGGUUGAAGAGAGGUGCCAAACCUGUUACUAAUUUUGUGAAGAAUCUUUCUGCCUUAUCAGACUGGUAUUCUAUCUACACUUCUGCUAUUGCCUUUAUUAUUUACAUGAAUGCUGUAUGGCAUGGCUGGGCCAUUCCUAUGUUCUUAUUUUUAGCAAUUUUGAGGUUGUCCCUAAAUUACCUCAUAGCCAGGGGUUGGAGAAUACAGUGGAGCAUUGUGCCUGAAGUUUCUGAACCCAUGGAACCCCCAAAAGAGGACCUGACCGUGUCUGAAAAGUUUCAGCUUGUUCUAGAUGUGGCUCAGAAGGCACAGAACCUUUUUGGCAAGAUGGCAGACAUACUGGAAAAAAUCAAAAACUUGUUCAUGUGGGUCCAGCCAGAAAUAACACAGAAACUCUACAUUACUCUAUGGGCAGCUUUUAUUGCAUCCUGCUUUUUGCCCUACAGGAUUAUUGGGCUCGCAAUGGGACUCUAUGCUGGAAUCAAGUUUUUCCUCAUUGAUUUUAUCUUCAAACGAUGCCCCAGACUAAGAGCUAAGUAUGAUACUCCUUAUAUCAUCUGGACAAGUCUCCCAACAGAUCCUCAGCUCAAAGAAAGAUCUAAUGCUACAGUAUCAAGACGGGCAUCAUUGUAUCAUGGUUACGCUAAAAACUGGAUGCUGUCAGGGCAUGAAAAGCUUCAAACAGCAGCUUCCAGAAGUUACGUGGGCUCAAGCGCCCCAACUGGAAUAAGCAAAGAUGAAGACACGAGUCGUUUCCAUACAACCAAGAGGGGGAAUUUCCAUGAAGUUUUUAACCUAUCGGAAAAUGAGCGUCCUUUGGCAGUGUGUGAAAAUGGCUGGCGCUGUUGCUUGAUUAACAGAGAUAGGAAAAUGCCUACAGAUUACAUCAGGAAUGGAGUUCUUUAUGUCACAGAAAAUUAUUUGUGCUUUGAAAGCUCCAAAUCUGGCUCAUCUAAGAGAAAUAAAGUUAUAAAGCUAACGGAUAUAACAGAUAUUCAGAAGUAUAAAGUGCUCUCUGUUCUCCCGGGAUCAGGGAUGGGUAUUGCUGUAUCAACACCGUCUACACAAAAACCUUUGGUGUUCGGUGCCAUGGUACACAGAGAUGAAGCAUUUGAGACAAUUUUCAACCAAUAUGUGAAAAUAACCUCUGCAUCAUCAAGCAGCGAAAGCUAGUAUUAUCUUAGAAGAUCUAAAGGAAACUUUCUUAUUUUACAACUUGGUAGUAAAAAAAAUGAACAUCCUCAUCUAUUUUGCAAUAAUUUUUCUUGUCUGGUCGUUUAUAUUCUAUCUGUUACAUAAAUCAAGUGUAUUUUAUAUAUGCCUUCAUGUUUGUUUUUAAGGUUUUUGUAAAAAAAAGAACAAAAAAACAAAA
Pezoporus flaviventris is the source of this 2172-nucleotide messenger RNA. It is a transcript of the gene GRAMD4, whose product is annotated as GRAM domain containing 4. NCBI's taxonomy places the organism in Eukaryota, Metazoa, Chordata, Aves, Psittaciformes, Psittacidae. The coding region runs from base 105 to 1973 and encodes 622 amino acids. Gene Ontology annotation, biological process: apoptotic process; negative regulation of toll-like receptor 9 signaling pathway. The transcript is spliced from 21 exons. The record is from RefSeq and is a predicted model, not a curated record.